This is a messenger RNA of Meloidogyne enterolobii, 777 nucleotides long. The record is from the annotation of a GenBank genome assembly. NCBI's taxonomy places the organism in Eukaryota, Metazoa, Nematoda, Chromadorea, Rhabditida, Meloidogynidae.
CUACUUAAUUCACUCUCUCAAAAAAUGAGUAAAUUAGCUUCAAUUGGAUCAAUUGUCGGCUCUUUACUAAAUAUAUUAAUUCGUUUAUUAUUUUCAUCACUUUCUUAUUUGACUCUUUGGAUUUCUUUGGGGUUUUCUGUUUGUUUGGUUGGAAAAUAUACUUUUAAAAUUAUUCAAUCAAAAAGAGAAGUGAUCGAGCUACUUUAUUGGCGUGACGUAAAAAUUAGCGGUGCUGUGCUUGGUUUCUUAUUGGGAAUUCUUUAUGCUCUUCACAGAUUUACUUUCCAUAUGCUUAUUGUAAUGGUAGCGCUGGGAGGAUUGCUUUGUACAAUUAUUUUCCGUAUUGGAAAACAAUUGGAAGGUCAAUUAAGAAAGAAGAAUGACGCUUUAGUUAACCCAUUUCAAUAUUAUUUGGAUUUGGAAGUAACUAUUCCCCAAGAAAAACUUCAUUCCCAAAUGGAUAUUUUUGUGGAUAAUUUUGUCAUUCUCUUUAAAAAAUUACGACACAUUUACUUAGUCGAAAAUAUCGUCGAUUCUGUUAAAUUUGCUUUAUUACUUUAUUCUCUUUAUUAUGCCGCUAGUUGGUUCUCUGGUAUUGGUUUGCUUUUGGUAUUUAUUUUGGCAUUGUUUUCUGUGCCAAAGACUUAUGAACUUUACAAGGAGCCUAUUGACCAGUAUAUUAAACUUGCAAAGGACCAAAUUGACCAUUUUAGCAAAAUCGCCCAAGAAAAGUUGCCAUUUUUGAAGUUGGAAAUUUCUGAGAAAAAAGAAGAAUAA